CACAAUGUGAAAUGUGAAAUUUUGCCAGUGUGUUCAUAGAAACCAUAUUUACCAUGUUCAAUUCUCUAACUGUGCUGGGCAAGUGUGAACUGCGCUUAAUACUCUUUGACAUUGAGUACUUCACUCACUCGCAGCUCAAUUCACUUUACAUCAAUAAUUUAAAGAUUUGUAGGUUAUAAUUCCAGUUGUUUACAAUAUAAAUAAGUUUUAAUUUUUUUGGAUUAGUAGUGUACUUAUUAAAGUAAUUUAACGUGAUUUUUGUCGGGGUGAUGUCUCAAUUUGUACUUUUGCGUACACUUUACUUAGACUGAAGAAACAAGAUUUCUUAGCAUUAAAAGCUAAGCAAAUAUUCAUGUAAAUGCGUUAAGAUAUCAACAAAUUGAGGUACAAUGGGUACCAGAAAUUUAUCUAAAAAAGAGCUAGAAGAGCUGCGUAAGAAAGAAGAAGAGGAAGCAGCUGCUCAUGUUUUUAAGGAAUUUGUGGAGACAUUUCAAGAAGUACCCAGCACAACUUCUAAGGUGUGGGUCAAAGCUGGGACUUAUGAUGCAGGAGCAAGAAAGGAAGACACAUCAGAGCGGGGCAAGCUAUACAAGCCAGUGUCUCGACUGGAUGACAAGAAACAGGCCACAGAAGCUGACAUGUUGCGCAGCUUAGCCCAGAUCUCACCCAGGCCUGAAUCUGUACUGCGUUCCCGAGCCAAAUUCAACAAGGACAAGAAGAAGAGUAACCUGGAAUUGUUCAAAGAGGAACUUAGACAGAUUCAAGAAGAGAGAUCAGAGAGACAUAAGUAUAAGAAUGUGUUACGUGAGCGCGGAGUGGUCGGAGGCGAGCCUGCACUGGACUCUAUACCUGACAUUGGUUCUUAUGAUACCGGAGAUCCUAAUACCACUAAUCUCUAUCUCGGAAAUCUCAACCCAAAGAUCACGGAGCAGCAGCUGAUGGAGAUCUUCGGGCGGUACGGUCCGCUGGCCAGCAUCAAAAUAAUGUGGCCGCGCUCCGACGAGGAGAAGGCGCGCGGCCGCAACUGCGGCUUUGUCGCCUUCAUGUCGCGCAAGGACGGCGAGCGGGCGCUGCGCUCCAUUAAUGGCAAGGAGAUAAUGAGCUACGAGAUGAAGUUGGGGUGGGGCAAGGCGGUGGUGAUCCCCCCCGUGCCCAUCUACAUCCCGCCCGUGCUGCAGCAGCCCAGCAAGCCGCCGCCGCCCUCCGGACUGCCCUUCAACGCGCAGCCGCCCAAACACCUCGCACACAAGAUACCUCGUAUCCGACCCGGAGAUUAUUACCCACAUGAUCCAGAAGACAAGAAGCUGUACGACCAGAUAUUGUCGCAAUCUAUCGUCAAAGUUGUGGUACCGACAGAAAGGAACAUCCUGAUGCUGAUCCACCGCAUGGUGGAGUUCGUGAUCCGCGAGGGCCCGAUGUUCGAGGCCAUCAUCAUGAACCGCGAGCUGAACAACCCAUUCUUCCGCUUCCUGUUCGAGAACCAGUCGCCGGCGCACGUCUACUACCGCUGGAAGCUGUUCUCCAUGCUGCAGGGCGACUCGCCCAAGCAGUGGGCGCUGCACGACUUCAGGAUGUUCCAGGGGGGCUCCGUGUGGCGGCCGCCCGUCAUGAAUCUGUACACGGCCGGCAUGCCCGACGAGCUGGUGGAGGAGGACGACGCCAAGGAGAACAUACGCGGCACGCUCUCCAACAGCCAGCGCGACCGGCUGGAGGAGCUGAUC
Papilio polytes (common Mormon) is the source of this 1721-nucleotide messenger RNA. Its product is annotated as U2 snRNP-associated SURP motif-containing protein. Gene Ontology annotation, biological process: RNA processing. Gene Ontology annotation, cellular component: nucleus. The transcript has 11 exons. The annotation marks the transcript as partial. NCBI's taxonomy places the organism in Eukaryota, Metazoa, Arthropoda, Insecta, Lepidoptera, Papilionidae. Gene Ontology annotation, molecular function: RNA binding. The record is from RefSeq and is a predicted model, not a curated record.